Knipowitschia caucasica is the source of this 255-nucleotide messenger RNA. NCBI's taxonomy places the organism in Eukaryota, Metazoa, Chordata, Actinopteri, Gobiiformes, Gobiidae. The record is from the annotation of a GenBank genome assembly.
AUGCGUUUCGAUGACUCAGAAGGACAAGGGGUGCUGCAGGAGGCCGGCGGCUCCAUAAACGAGCCCUGUGUGAUCUCCAGCCCUUUGACCACACAUGAGAAACACAAAGGCUCAUCAGGACACGACGACGGCCUGCCAGGGCUCUCCUCCACUGCUUCAGUCAUGGCCCAUGUCGGCUGGGACUGUGGGGUCCAGUCCUCAGUAGCUGGGUUCGCGGUGUAUGCUGGCUGGUGUCCCAGGAUGGCGUCGAGCUGA